Lytechinus variegatus (green sea urchin) is the source of this 2225-nucleotide messenger RNA. Its product is annotated as ethanolaminephosphotransferase 1-like. The record is from RefSeq and is a predicted model, not a curated record. Bases 109 to 1338 code for a protein of 409 amino acids. Gene Ontology annotation, biological process: phosphatidylethanolamine biosynthetic process. Gene Ontology annotation, cellular component: Golgi apparatus; endoplasmic reticulum membrane. The transcript has 10 exons. NCBI's taxonomy places the organism in Eukaryota, Metazoa, Echinodermata, Echinoidea, Temnopleuroida, Toxopneustidae. Gene Ontology annotation, molecular function: ethanolaminephosphotransferase activity.
CGCGGUACAUCCAUUACAGGAUCAGGAGAUACACAGAUCGCGAGGUCUAGCCAAGGGCGGAGAAAUUUCGGUAAUUUACUUCAAGUUGAUACAGAUCGAAAUCUAGAAAUGGCGAUCAAAUAUCUGAACAACGACCAUAUCAAAGGAUUUGAUAAAUACAAGUAUAACAGCCUGGAUACAUCACCAGUAGCUGUGUAUGUUAUGCAUCCAUUUUGGAAUGCUGUGGUCAAGUUAUAUCCCAUGUGGUUAGCUCCAAACCUUUUGACCUUUGUUGGGUUCCUGUUUCAAGUGUACCUGUUCCUGCUUGUAGCCUAUUACGACUGGGACUUCUUCAGCAACAACAGGACCAGGACCGACUAUCAACCCAUCCCUAAUUGGGUCUGGUAUGUUGCAGCAAUCUGCCAGUUCUUGGGACAUACAUUAGAUGGUACAGAUGGCAAGCAAGCUCGGAGAACUGGCUCAAGUACACCACUGGGGGAGCUCUUUGACCAUGGAAGUGACAGCAUCCUCUGUGCUCUCAUGCCCAUUGGACUCUUCUCAAUCUUUGGUAAAGGUUUCGAGGACUUUGGAGGGUCCAGCUGGAUAUUCUUUGCGACGCAGUGGCAUAUUAUUGGUACAUUCUUCAUAACGCACUGGGAGAAAUACCUUACAGGGGUUCUAUUCCUUCCGUGGAGUUAUGACUUCAGUCAAGUGGCUAUUGUUAUAGUAUAUCUGCUGACUGGCAUAUUUGGUUUUGAAGUCUGGAAGGUCGUUCUCCCACUCGGAAUUCAGUUUAAUUAUUUCUUUCUUGGUUUAUGCUGUGAAGAUACCACCUUCCUUUGUUUCUGGUUUAUUGUAUCGUGCGCCGGUGCAGUCGUCUUUUCAUUGCCAUACAGUAUCUACAAUAUUUCAAGGGCAUAUCAGAAUGGAACAGGAAAGAAUCGUUCUUUCAAUGAAGCCGUGUCGCCUCUGAUACCGAUGAUACUCCUCUUAUUGAUCUCUAUAUUCUGGGCUUUAUUCUCACCGACCGACAUCUUAGAACACCAUACCAGGAUAUUCCUGCUCACUUUCUCAGCCAUAUUCUCUAAUAUAACAGUGCGGUUGAUCAUCAGUCAGAUGUCAGAUACGUUAGCCUAUGCAAACAACUCUCUAAUGAUGUUAUUUGGUGUGGCAGCUUUUGUAGUCUGUGUUCUAGGUCUAGCAGAGUAUGAGGUUCGCAUUCUUCAUGGUGUGUUUGUCAUCAUACAACUUCUGCAUUUCCACUACUUAGUUACAGUGGUUAAUCAACUAUGUGAUCACUUCAACAUCUAUGCCUUUUCUAUCACCUCACGACCUAGGCAGAAGAACCAUGUCAAAUGAUAUGAAACAAGGUCUGUGAUUGGUCAAUACUCAGGUAACAAGGGCUAUGUGCAGAUCAACAGCCAAUCGGAAUCCAACAUUCUGUGUUAACCCAUCUUUUAAUUCCAGUAUAACCCCAAUUUUCUACAAACUCUUUGAGUUAUCUUGGGCAUAGGUCUUAUUGGGUUUAACACAAUAUAUGAUCAAGGUCUCUAUGUUUAUCCUUUAAGAAAGAAUUUUUAUUGCAAUCUAUUGCAUAUCUGAGCAUUUUCAACAUGUCUGCUAAAAUCUGUGCGCCGACCUCUUCUCAUCUACUUCCUUGGACUAGUUCAGUGGAAACCAGUUUAAAAUGACGACGUUUGAAGCGGUCUUAAAAGCGAUAUUAAGUGAUCUGCCAAACCAGUUUGAAAAACCACCUUGCGAUGUGAUUUUGACACCGUUCUCACUACCUUCCUAAAACUAGUUUACUGGAAACUAGUUUAGUUGAAGCUAGUUUAAGUAGUAGUGAGAACGGUCAAAGCGAUCUUCCAAACUGGUUUCCUGAAUCAGUUUCCGGUAGGAAGCAUAAUGGGAAUGGCCUCUUUCAAACUGGUCAAGUUUAGGUGAGGGCACAACCGUUCAUCAGGAAGCGAUCCAUGCGCGGAAGUAUGAGAGUGUGUCCAUGAUGGGAGUGCUACGCAGUAUGCACUGUAUGUAGAUGCCUGUGUGAAACAUGUCACCCCAAGGAGAGCAUUCCCAUAGCAACAAGACCACUUUCUGUGAAAUUGUUCUAAACACCAUUUUUAAGUAAGUAGAUGAGAGUGGGGUCGUUGAGACAGUUUAAGCACACCUGGUGCCCGUAACACAAAACUUUUAUAGCAAUGAUCGUAGAACAUUAUUGUACGAUUGAUUCCAUCGACUACACUGUA